CACCGUGGCCCCCUCCUCAAUCUCUCUCGUGCUCUCUCGCUAGGGUUAGGGUUUCUUCUAACCCACCGCUCCCCCUCUCCGGCCACCGCCGAUAUUCGUAUAGGGUUAGGGUUUGGUCUCCUCUACCCUUCUGUCUGCAAGGUUUACGGUUAGGGUUUGGUCGCCCUCUUUCGUUUUCUGGGGUUAGGGUUCGUUCUUAUUCUAUUAUUCCGAAGAUGAUGCAGCCCGCCGGCGGGAUGGUGCAGCCAUCGAUGGCUCCCCCUCCGAUGGAUCAGCAUCAACAGACGCAACCGCAGCAGUGGACGGUGAUGCCGCCCCCGCCGCAGCCGCAGUACUACCAGGCGCAGCCGCCGCCGAUGUGGAACCAGCAGCCGUCCCAGAUCCCGCCGCCGGUGCCUCAGUCGGUGCCGCAGCCCCAGCCGCAAUACCCGGCCCCACAGCCGGCCUCGGCUGACGAGAUCCGGACGCUCUGGAUCGGGGACUUGCAGUAUUGGAUGGAUGAGAACUAUCUUUUUGGGUGCUUCGUCUCGACUGGAGAGGUUCUUUCUGUGAAAAUUAUCCGAAAUAAACAGACUGGGCAAUCAGAGGGUUAUGGGUUUAUUGAGUUUGCAACUCGAGCAACUGCAGAAAGAGUUCUUCAGACGUAUAACGGCCAAAUGAUGCCUAAUAUUGAGCAAACUUUCAGACUAAAUUGGGCUACCUGUGGAUCGGGUGAGAGGCGUGAUGAUAGCACUGAUUAUACAAUCUUUGUUGGGGAUUUGGCCUCAGAUGUCACAGAUUACUUGUUACAAGAGACAUUCAAAAAUCGCUACUCAUCGGUUAAGGGAGCAAAAGUUGUCUCAGAUAGACUUACCGGGCGAUCCAAGGGCUAUGGCUUUGUUAGGUUUGGAGAUUUAAAUGAACAAACACGUGCUAUGACUGAAAUGAAUGGAGUUUACUGUUCAUCAAGGCCUAUGCGGGUUGGUCCAGCAGCUAACAAGAAAGGUGGUGCUCAACAGUAUUCUUCAAAUGCUUCUUACCAGACUACACCAGGAGCUGAGUCUGAGAAUGAUCCAAAUAAUACCACUAUAUUUGUCGGUGGGCUUGAUCCAAUUGUCACCGAGGAACUUCUGCGACAAGUUUUUAGCCCAUAUGGUGAGUUGGUCUACGUAAAGAUACCUGUAGGCAAGCGAUGUGGGUUUGUUCAAUUUGCAGCCAGGUCAUGUGCUGAGGAGGCCCUGCAGAUGUUAAAUGGAACCCAACUUGGGGGGCAGAAUGUGCGGCUUUCAUGGGGUCGUAGUCCAGCAAAUAAACAGCCACAGCAGGAUCCUAACCAAUGGAAUGGCAGCUAUUAUGGGUAUGCCCAGGGCUAUGAUACAUAUGGAUAUGCUGCUCCUCCACAGGAUCCCAACAUGUAUGCAUAUGCAUCAUAUCCAGGAUAUGGGAACUAUCCGCAGCAGCAGCAGCAGCAGCCACCACAGCAGCAGCAGUGAUAUUUUGGUGACGUGAGGGACUGCAGACAUGCAUCGGUCGAGUAAUGACAGUUUCCGAACAUGGGCUUUAGAGCUGUAGUGUUGGUUAGGCAUCUAUUGAUAGAGUAUUCUUCCUUGUUAAAGUGACCUGCAUUGUAUCUUGUCCAGAUCUUUGUAGGAUUGCUCUUUAUGGUGCAACUUUGUAAUGCUGCGUGGACCUCAGAGGUGCAGCUGGUGGUGAUGGUUGGAGAGUUACUUUUUCUUUUUCUAGUGGUUCGAGCUUUUCAAUCGUCUUAGUGUUAUUGAGAGUAUUUUGUUUUUAAUUAUAUUUAAUAACAUGCUAGGCUGGAUGGAUGGUAUAAGAAUUUCCAAUCUUUUGCUGUUAAAAUUUCU
Elaeis guineensis (African oil palm) is the source of this 1844-nucleotide messenger RNA. RefSeq names its product polyadenylate-binding protein RBP45. Gene Ontology annotation, molecular function: mRNA binding. Gene Ontology annotation, cellular component: cytosol. The record is from RefSeq and is a predicted model, not a curated record. NCBI's taxonomy places the organism in Eukaryota, Viridiplantae, Streptophyta, Magnoliopsida, Arecales, Arecaceae.